AUGGACUCCGCAAACCUCGAAGACUACGACGCUCAGAUCGCGGCGCUCAAGGCGCGGAUGGAAGAGGCUGAGCGAGCGAAGGCGGCGGCUGCGGAGAAGAAGGCGGAAGAAGAGCGGAGACGGGCGGAGGAGUUGAGAAAGGCCAAGGAAGAGGCAGCGGCGAGGAGGGCUGAGGAGGCGGCAGCGAAGAGAGUCGGAGAGGAGGGAGCGGCGCCGUCGGCCAAGGCGGCCGGAAAGAAGCGGGCCCGGAGCGACGCCGACGAGGCGAACGUGAAGAAGUUGAAGACGGCCGCGAAGAUGCAGGCCGAUCUCCAGGACGACUCGUUGUGGAGGUCCACCAACUCGCCGUGUUCCGUCUGCCGGACGGAACACCUCGACUGUGAAGAGCCCGUCGGUCGGCGCCGGAGCACCUCCUGCCGGAGCUGUGCGCUGAAGAAGAAGAAGUGCGACUUGAAAGUCGCCAAGGUCGUUGUUCCGGCUGGUGCGCGGUCGGGGGUAGAAGCACCUCCGGCUCGACCCUCGGAGCAGCCCGCCCGCGCGGAGUCAUCGCUCCUCGAGAGUCCAUUGGACUCUAUCCCGGCUCCUCCGAAGACAGGCCGGCUCGGUUCGAUGGACGCGGUGCACACCGCCUCCAACGAGGAGGUGGAGGCGUACGGGGAGAUGUGGGAUGGUCACCGGAAGUGGGAGGAGUUGAGGCGCGAGAGGGACACCGCGGUUUCCGCGCGUCUCACCAAACGGCUUAUCGACGCCGCGGAGGUAAGGAUGAACGCCCGGUUCGAUCGUCUGGAGGCGUUGCUGGCGGAGGUGUUGGAGAGGACCGCGGUGCCAGAGGACUCCGCAAUGGUGGUUGACGAGACGUCGGAGUCGGAGUCGGAGAAGACGGGAGAAGACGAAGGAGAAGAUGAGGAUGAGGACGAGGACGAGGACGAGGACGAGGAGUAG
This is a messenger RNA of Punctularia strigosozonata HHB-11173 SS5, 942 nucleotides long. RefSeq lists its product as uncharacterized. NCBI's taxonomy places the organism in Eukaryota, Fungi, Basidiomycota, Agaricomycetes, Corticiales, Punctulariaceae. The record is from RefSeq and is a predicted model, not a curated record. The coding region runs from base 1 to 942 and encodes 313 amino acids. The transcript is spliced from 3 exons.